AUGUCUUCAUUCUUAUCAGAUACACUUUCCAAUUCCCGGUUCCAGCUGCUCGCAACCGCGGCUGUGUCUGGUGCAACUGUAGCGGGAUUGAUACUAGGUUUUCAGGCAUUGGAACGAGAGGAGCGGCUUUCAGAACUGAAGAACUCCAUCCCAUUGCUGUCAACCGACAGAGGAAGAUUGAACAGCUUCGGUGCCUCAUCAGAAUCAGGCCUGGAUCUUGAAGAUGCUCGCAACAUAGCGCUGGCUAAGCGUGCGCAAGCCGGCGAUUUCGACGAAGAACUUAUUCUGGAGCAGCUUGCACGCAACCAGGUCUUUCUUACACCAGAAGGCCUACAAAAGUUACGAGAUUCGUUUGUUAUAGUAGUUGGCUGUGGAGGCGUCGGUUCACAUUGCACUGCUACCUUGGCUCGGUCAGGUGUCUCCAAGAUUCGACUCAUCGACUUUGACCAAGUUACGCUCAGCUCAUUGAACCGACAUGCUGUUGCAACUCUGGCAGAUGUUGGCACUCCCAAGGUGCAAUGCCUUUAUAGAAGACUCAUUGCCAUCGCCCCCUGGAUCAAGUUCGACCUCCGUCAGGAAAAGUUUGAUGAAUCUGUUGCCGAGGCUAUGCUGGCGCCCUGGAAAGAAGAUGGCCGUAAACCAGACUUCAUUAUCGACGCCAUCGACAACAUCGACACAAAGGUUGCACUGUUAAAGUACUGCUACGACAACAACCUGCCCGUCAUCAGCUCCAUGGGCGCAGGAUGCAAAGGAGAUCCCACCAAGAUUGUCAUCGGUGACAUUGGAACGAGUAAAGACGACGGACUAUCACGAGCGACGAGACGACGACUUAAGCUUCUCGGCAUCACCAGCGGCAUACCAGUUGUAUACUCUACAGAGCAAUCUGGAGAGGGAAAAGCUGAGCUGUUACCCCUACCCGAAGAGGAGUUCCAGAAAGGCUCAGUUGGCGACCUUGGUGUCAUGGCCAACUUCCGAGUGCGAAUUCUGCCUGUGCUGGGCACUAUGCCAGCUAUCUUUGGGUUGACAGCGGCCAACCAUGUUAUUCUGAAGAUAACUGGAUAUCCCAUCUCAUACGUGCCUGGCAAAGCACGAGAACGAAUGUAUGAAGGUAUUCUGACAUAUGUUCAAGGCUCGGAAGAGAAGCUCGCUCGAAUGUUCGUUCCUGGCACUACAGGCCUGAAGACGCCUCUCACACUUGGCGACGUGGCAUUCAUGACAGAAGAAUUGUAUCGUGGUCGCAGCAUUCUUAGCGGUAUCCCUACAAAGCUGGUUCUCAUUAGAUGGAAGAAGCCUGAAACAUGCAGUAUGACGGUUAUCGGAGAAGAAGAGGCCACGAGACAUGAGAAGGAAAUCUUCAAGGCAGACAAACCUCUGGAGGAAUUGUAUGAUGAAGAGACCAUCAAGCGUGUGGAGGAACGGAUGAGAGAAGCAGAGCAGUAUGAAUGGUUCCGCAGGUAG
This is a messenger RNA of Trichoderma breve, 1458 nucleotides long. RefSeq names its product thiF family domain-containing protein. Gene Ontology annotation, molecular function: tRNA threonylcarbamoyladenosine dehydratase activity; ubiquitin-like modifier activating enzyme activity. The transcript is spliced from 3 exons. Bases 1 to 1458 code for a protein of 485 amino acids. Gene Ontology annotation, biological process: cyclic threonylcarbamoyladenosine biosynthetic process. Gene Ontology annotation, cellular component: mitochondrial outer membrane. The record is from RefSeq and is a predicted model, not a curated record. Lineage: Eukaryota; Fungi; Ascomycota; Sordariomycetes; Hypocreales; Hypocreaceae.